CUCUGUCCCUGUUCUGUCCACAGCUCAGAGUCUUUCUAGUGCAAAUUCUAAAAGAAAAAAAUACAAGAAAAAGACAGAAAUCAUGGAGCAAGUUAUAAUGGUUACUCUGAUUUUAGCACUGAUUACAGGGUUCAGUCAAGAGCAAAAUCUGUUACCACCAGGACCGAUCAGUGGGGAAGUAGGAAAUAGUGUACUGUUUACCACCAUCCCUUCCUCUCAACCAAUAAGAGGUAUCAGAUGGAAGUUCAGCGGUAAUGAUGUGGUCAAUUAUUCCCAUUCAGGACCUGAGACAGUGAACCCCAUAUACAGUGGUAGAGUAUUUCUAAACAGUAGUUCAGGAGAACUGGAACUAAAAAAGCUGACCCUGGCUGACUCUGGAGAGUACACCUUAGUUUUAACAUUUGAAAGUGGUUUAGGGUUUCAAGACAACACUUUACUGCAGGUGUUUGAACCAGUGUUUAAUAUAAGCAUCAGAGGCCCUGAGGGCAAUCUCAUUGAAAAUAGUAGUGUCAACUUUACCUGUGAGGGAAAUGGCACCAUCAGUACUACUUUGUGGAAGAAGGGCAUGGAAAUUCUAAAUUCUAGCAGCAGCAUCACAUUCUUGGAUGACAACAGGACGGUGGUGUUCAGUCCAUUAUUAAGAUCAGACAGCGGCAAUUACCAGUGUGUAAUGAACAACCCUAUAAGUAAUGGCUUUGCAGGUUACAACAUUACUGUUAACUAUGGGCCAGAUGUGAGGAUGCUGGGUGUACAAACUUUAGAGGAAGGCUCAGAUAUCCUUCUUUUCUGCUCCUCUAAAUCUUUUCCCCCUGCCACUGUUUCAUGGACAGUAAAAGGCAUGUCUUUUGUUAACACACUCCUGUAUGUCAAAGAGAACAGUAACUCAAGUGAUAGUGGGAAUUACAGCUGUACUUGCAUGAACAAAGUCACUGGGAUCACAGCAUCUGCAUUUCUAAUUCUGACAGUUGAAGUUGUGUCCUCUAGGCUCGGUCCCGGUGUAGAAGCAGGUAUUACACUAGGUGUUGUUAUUGCACUGGUGCUUUUGCUCAUGCUCACUUUUUUCCUUGUAGAGCACUUUAAAAAACCUGCUGGCCCUGUUAGAGAAGCACAAGCACCAAUGACAGGAAUCCGAACCAAUCCAACAUUCGAUGAUAUGAAUGCAGGGGCCAGAACUCCUGUUACAACAACAGGAAUUACACAUAAUCUUCAAGCUAACAAAGAAAAGCACGCUAAGUAUAUAAACACUCCACCCUCUCUUCCCCCUAGGGGUCCACCACCUUUGCCACGAGACAGGCAGACACAAGAAUCAGAUCUUUACAGCAGAACAAUAGAUACAUUCAAAUAGCUGCUGGCCCUUCAAGACAUUGGACACACUGUACAUUGAGAAGAUGUUAAAAUAAUUAACAACCAUGUCUCUUGUAUUUUCAUUUAUAGCUCAGAUUGUACAAAAUUGAUUUAAAUGAAAAUGGUAUUUUUUUAAUUAUACUUUUAAUAAUGUCAUGCUUCUGACAUACAGUCAAAUGCCUAUAUAAAGUUUUAAACAUAAUCUUUGUUUUUUUCUUUAACAGAUAAUGAUUUUUUUUAAUAUAUAUGUCAUCAGGAUUCUUCCCUCUGUUCUGUAGCAUUAAGGGAAGUGAUGUGUAUCUGACUAAAUGAAUACUUUAUAGUGCAAUGUGCUGGUAAGUGAUCUAAUGUAAUUGGCAAAUCUAGAUGUUGCUAACAGAACUGAUAACACUUACCAAGGGCUGAGUUUACAGGAACAAGGAAACACAAACUUGGUUGUGUAGUAAAACUUCCAGCAAAAUGAUAUACUCCCUCAUAAAAUGUGACUGUUCUGCUAAUGCAGGCAUAACACUAUAAAGCUUGUGUUGCCUGAAAUUAAUUAGGUUUUUUUUUUUUUUUUUUUUGUGAAAUGCUAAUGAAUUCAUUUGUUUGAUCUGUUGAUGGAAGACACCAGUCAGCCUAUGAAUUUAAGGCAACAAACCAAAAUGAAUUGAAAAGCGAAUACAUAUAAUUGAGUUGAAUUAGGUGCAUUUAUUCAGAAAGUUAUUCAACUAAUGUUGACUUUGGACCUGACUAGAGAAAGAAUAUAGUUGGUAAAAUUAGAUGUUUGUAUAAGUAUCGUGUCAUGGAAAUUUAAGUCUCUACUAAUAAAAUGCAUAAACAGAGAGGAUCA
This is a messenger RNA of Silurus meridionalis, 2176 nucleotides long. Its product is annotated as carcinoembryonic antigen-related cell adhesion molecule 5-like. The record is from RefSeq and is a predicted model, not a curated record. The transcript has 11 exons. Gene Ontology annotation, cellular component: membrane. Lineage: Eukaryota; Metazoa; Chordata; Actinopteri; Siluriformes; Siluridae. The coding region runs from base 83 to 1345 and encodes 420 amino acids.